AUGUCAAGCGUACAUGUUAAGUUUGCCGAUGAUCUGUUCAGUACUAUUGUCAAAGACGAAAUUUACGAAUUCAUCAAUUUACCACAAAUCAGCGAAAUUUCGUUUACUGCCGAUGCGUCUCGUUUACAAACACAUCAAAGAGAAUUACAAGGCAAUUAUGCAAGUGAUCGCUUAUCCGAAGAAACUGGAAGAGAAUAUUUUGAUCAUGAAUCAAUGUCUGUGGAAUUCUCGAACUGA
This is a messenger RNA of Adineta ricciae, 237 nucleotides long. The record is from the annotation of a GenBank genome assembly. NCBI's taxonomy places the organism in Eukaryota, Metazoa, Rotifera, Eurotatoria, Adinetida, Adinetidae.